CGGUUGUAAGCGAAAGGGAGGGGGAACCCGAAUGCAAGCCAUCGGUGUAACACAAGAGGAGACAAUUGAGUUUGAGAUAGCUUCAAAAAGGGAAUAUAUCAGACGUAAAACCAACAUUAUCAAAAUAACUUUGUUACACAAAAAACACAGGACUUUGUGCAGUUGUUGACUGUCCUCUAGCUUUCAUUACUACAGGCAAUUUAGCCUUGUUUAUAUUGUAAGGGAGGCCCAAUCUGCUGCGGGAAGCGGACGCCUUCGGAGUGUUGUUGAGUGGUUCGGUCUUUUCGCGCACCUAAGAAUAUGAAACAGAUGCCACAAUGACAUCGAGAUUUGGUAAAACCUACAGCCGUAAGGGCGGUGAUGGAUCAUCAUCAUCCAAGUUUGAUGAGGUCCUGUCCAACAAGAGAGCAACGCUCAGCACCAAAUGGGGCGAGACGACAUACAAGGCCAAGGUGAGCUCCAAGCGCCCGGGCCAUUGGAGUGAGGUGGCAGAGCAGCCCAAGAGGCCCAAACUCUCAGAUGAGAUGUCUGAGGACCCCUUUGGCUUUGACAGCGAUGAUGAGUCCAAGACGGUCACCUCUCGCUUCCCACACGCCAAGGCCUCCCCUGCCAAGCCGGAAUCAGCAGAGCCGUCUCAGGCAGGGAGGCCAGGCUUCUGCCUGGAGUCCAGGAGCAGCCAGCAGAGCAGCCUUGUUCCCAGUAAAGCUACCUCUAGCAUGGGUAGUGACAGAAGCCAAUUGAGGGUCACAGAGGACACAGCCAGGUUCUUCAACACCACCACCACAACAGCCAAGCCAAGCCAACCCUGCUGGUCCAGUGAGGGUGCGACUGUGGAAAAACACAGCUAUUCAUGGUACUGCAACGCCUCGGAAAGUGACAAGAAGCCUAUUGCGCAGACCACCACCCUAAAGAGCGAGGCCAAGGACUCUUACGACAACUGGGACGCAGUGAUGGGUCUGAGGCCCACCUCCCCCACCCCAGAGCCCCCCAGAAGCCCCCCUUCGUCAAUGUGGAGUGGUGAGUGGGGCUAUGGUCUCAGUCUGGCCAGGCAGGACAAGACCUCCACAGAGCCCACUCCCAGUGACGUUGUGGGCCUGGGGGACUUCGAGAUCCCGAUCGAGCCCUCUGAGUCCCAGGACUACUCCCAGUCUCUGCUCAGGGUCAGCACCCACUGCCGGACAUACCGCCGGCCCAACAAAGGCAAGCAGGCUGGGGAGUCUGACAGUACCAGUAGUACUAGCACCAGUACAGCCUUCAGUAGUGGGCCCGGAUCUGGCCCUCUCGAGACCAACAAUACAGAGAACAGCAGCAAGCCGGCGGGCCGCGGGCGGACGAGAGACUUCACAGUGCUUCACCCGUCCUGCUUGUCGGUGUUUAACGUCACCAUUCAGGACAGGGUCAUGGAGGAAUACACCCCCGCUGCCGCCGUGGCUGCCCCCCUGACAGACCAGGGAGAGACUGGCCGCCUGAGGAAGAAGACCGAACCAGCACCAGCUAAACCCACCAGGUUCAGACCCACACAGAGCAAGACCAAGAAAGACACCAAGUUGGACUUCUUUGGCUUUGAGGAAAACGAAGCGGGCCGUGGUGCCUCCCAGGAGGAAGCCAGUGCCGACCCUGUGGCAUCCGGCAGCUCCAACUACAAGAUCAAGUAUUUUGGCUUUGACGAUAUGAGCGGUAGCGACAGCGACGAAGACGAGGGCUCCCAGGCCAAAGAGAGGAGGAAGGCUAAGAGGGCUGCCGCGGCUGCAGCCACAGCUUAUGCUGCCUCCGCUGCUGCCAUGGAGAUGAGGGUGGACAGCCCCCUGUCCGCCAGCGAGGAGCUGGACAGUCGGACCAGCAGCCACUCAGAUGUGAUGGACUUCCCAGAGGACAACUCUGCCUCUGUGGGCCUAGAGAUGCCCAGGAGACCUCAGGCAAAACAGGUGGAGAAAUCCAAGGAGACCAAUAGGAAGAUCUUCAGUGGCCCCAAAAAGUCUCCCACUAAAGCUGUGUACAAUGCCAGACACUGGAACAGAGAGCCAGAGGAGCUGCCCCCGCCACCUUUACUCCGUUCAACCACUGCACCCGCUAGCCAGUCAAGCGGGGGCAGCAAGGACUCUAACUCUCACAAAGACGAUGGCCUGUUCAAGGCGCCGCCAUGCCCGCCUCCCAAAGUCAUCAAGUCUGUGUCGUUUCCCACUGAGCCCUACCAGGACAUCGUCACUGCACUGAAAUGUAGGAAAGAGCACAAGGAGCUAUACACGGUAGUCCAGCAUGUCAAGCACUUCAACGACGUGGUGGAGUUUGGAGAGAACCAGGAGUUCACCGACGACUUCGAGUACCUGGCCACCGGCCUGAAGAGUGGCCAGCCCCUCAACACACGCUGCCUUAGUGUCAUUAGCCUGGCCACCAGGUGUGCCAUGCCCAGCUUCAGGAUGCAUCUGAGGGCCAGGGGGAAGGUGGCCCAGGUCUUCAAGACACUCAACGACGCCCCACAGCACCCGAACCUGUCCCUGUGCACAGCUAGUUUGAUGUACAUACUGAGCCGAGACAGACUCAACAUGGACCUGGACCGGGCCAGUCUAGACCUGAUGAUCCGCCUGCUGGAGCUGGAUGGGGACCACUCAGUGGCCAAGGACGACCAGCUCACCACCAAGGAGAUGUCAAAGGUCAAGGAGAAGAUCCGCAAGCUGUGCGACACGGUGCACAACAAGCACCUGGACCUGGAGAACAUCACGACGGGGCAUUUAGCCAUGGAGACCUUGUUAUCGCUGACCUCCAAGCGGGCCGGGGACUGGUUUAAAGAGGAGCUAAGGCUUCUGGGAGGCCUGGACCACAUAGUGGAUAAAGUAAAAGAAUGUGUGGAGAACCUGCGCCAAGAGGAUGAUGAGGAGAAGCUGAUGGCGUCACUGUGGGGAGCUGAGAGGUGUCUACGGGUGUUGGAGAGCGUAACUGUUCACAACCCAGAGAACCAGGGCUACCUGAUCGCUUAUAAGGACUCCCAGCUUAUCUGCUCUUCAGCCAAGGCUCUGUGGCACUGUGAGGAGAUGAUCCAGCGCUAUAGCCGGGAGAUGGGAGUGAACAGCGCCUUGUGUUUGGCGGGCACCGCCCUGCCCUACGCCAGCCACAGCAAUGUGGGCAAAGCCGUGGAGGACUGCAUGAGGGCCAUCAUCGGCGUGCUGCUAAACCUCACCCAUGACAAUGAAUGGGGAAGCACGAAGACAGGCGAGCAGGAGGACAUGAUGAUGACAUCGUUGAACUGUGUGCUCCGGGUCCCACAGUACCUUCCUCAGGAGAGGAGGUUCGACAUCCGAGUACUGGGGCUGGGCCUGCUGAUCAACCUGGUGGAGUACAGUGCCAGGAACCGCUACUGCCUGGUGGAGAUGGCGAUGGAUGGAGGAGCUCCCUUCAACUCUGUCCUGGUGGCUGACAAAGAGGAGCUCAAGACAGAAGGAUCGCUCACUGCCAUCGCUGCCCUGGUGCAGCUCUUCCUCCAGCGGGAGCAAGCGGCCAUAGCGGCUGAGGCGGAGACGGAUGACUUCAUCAAUGAUGUGCCCAAGCCCAAGCUGGACCAGAGCGGCGAGUGGCAGGAGUCUGGUGGCGAGAUCCAAUGGGUGGCCUCAGAGAACAACAACGCCAAUGCCGUCAGCGAGAAAGAGAAGGCCAAGAAAGAGGAAGAGAACGAGGAGAUAGACCUUACCAAAGCUCUUCAGCAUGCUGGGAAGCACAUGGAGGACAGCAUAGUGGCCUCCUACACAGCACUGCUACUGGGCUGUCUCUGUCAGGGGAGUCCGAUGAAUGUGACUACUGUGAGGGAAAGCCUGCCCAAAGGAGAUUUCUCAAUAAUGACAGAAAUGCUCAAGAAGUUCCUCAAUUUCAUGAAUCUUACAUGUGAUGUGGGCACCGCAGGGCAGAAGUCCAUCUCUCGGGUCAUUGACUAUCUAGAGCACUGUUAGAGAGGCCUGGCUCUGCAGAAAGGGCCCACACUGGUCACACUGGGGACUUACUGCUCGCCUCACACAGAGACCAGGACAGUUGGGUGGACCCUACCCCAGAGACCACCCACACAGCCUGCUAAUAACGACCACCCAUCAUCAUCAUUGUCAUCCCCACGUUCACUAUACAAACUGUGAUGGUCUCCCCUCACACACGUGAGGCCUGAAGCACUGUUUCAGCAUUCCACCUCUCCUAUUAUUAUGACGUCUGCGUGGAAUAACCAGAGAAGUAAAUAAAUAAAAACUCCCGUUAAAUUCUUGACUUUGUUCUCAACGUUGGGUUUUUAUGUUCCCUCGUGAAAAUAUAAUUUAUGAUUGACUCAUUGAUAUUCAUUCAAUAUGAUUUUUUUUCUUUAAUUGAUUUCCCCACUUGUGCUAUUCAGGUUGUACAUUUAUAUAAAAACUCAUUGUAUUCCAAAUCAAUAUUUCCCCUCCUUAUUUCAGCUAUCUGCCUGGACAUGUUUUUGUGGAAGGGCCAGACUGUGACAUAAUUUCCUCCUUUGUUUUGGGUUUUGUUUUCUGUCUGCUGUAAAAGAUGGCUCUUUCCCUGCCUUCUUCUUCUGUUAACUUUCAAUUGUCAUCGAAGUGCCUGAAUUCCCCCCUCUGAAUCCAUAGAAAGAGUUGGGCAGUGACCCACAGAACUGGAAUAGGAGCCAGAGCUCUCAGCCUUCUUUGAAAUGCUGAAAGCCUCCAGAGCCCCAUUGACCCGCUGCACUGAUGCCAUUGUAUUGCUUUCACGACUGUUCUUUUUUGUGUUCUAAAAACCUCUUUUUGUAGUUGAGUGGGGGGUGUCGAACCCACCAGGCACAGACGUUAACGCAUAUCUGUUACAUUUGGUUGAGUUAUUAACUAAUGUGAAAUCAAAAAGAUUUCACUAGGUCGUUAGAUUUAGGUUCAAAGUUGGGUGAACAAUAGAUUAAAUACGUUGAUGAGUUUUUGCAAAUCCAAUCAGUUUUCCACGUUGAUUCAUCAUCAUCACAUACAUUUUGUUGUUGUUGAAAUGAUGUGGCAACGACGUUUAUUCAACCAGUGUUUUGUCCAGUUCGAAUAGAUUUGAGUUCUCUUUCAAAGUGCACAAAGAGGUGAGGGUGAGACAGAAUUGUUAGUUUGGUCAGUCCCUCACCUCUCGGUCUGUCCAAGUCAAUAUUAUCAGAGAUUCUAGCUCUUCAAGGACAGACCUGAAAUGGUCUCCAUCUGUAGUGUUCACUAACGUACGAGAACUACAUAAUUGAGCUUAUUCUUAACCCCAUCAUUAUUAGUUAUGGCCAACAGGAAAGUAUGGAUGUUUGUGCCUUUGAAUUUGGACGGGAGAGCCUCUUAGUCUGAAUGACCACAGUGCUUCACCUACCAAUUGAAGGCUGUAGAACACUUCACAAAUUGUUGGUUUCCAAUCUCGCCAGCAACACUUCUAUCUUUGAAUAAAUAAAAAAACAGUCCCCUUUUCUCUGCAAUGUUUCAAUUGCUUUAUUGAGGUUUUCUCAGUUAAUUUCAACAUAAUAAAUCAACAGGACUGGAAGCCUACCAUAUUUGUAGCAUUUCAAACUUUUUAAAUUAAGCACUAGAACUGAUAAGAUGACUAUUCAUGAACCAAGCCUCUAGUGGUUGCUGUACCCUUACUCCAUCAUAACCGGUGCUCUCAGUUUUGUUAAUUUCAGGCUAGAUUAGGACUGCUAUCGGCUUUAGAACAGUGUCAGCUACUGCAUUGGUCAUAUGCUGUUUCCCAUAGAUUUCUCCCAUAAAACUAAUCAUUUUAUCCUACCUUGGAUGUUGUGGUUGUUGAGGCUAAGAUUUACAUUUUCUAAAAUUGCAUUUAUUCUCAUUUGGUGUGUAUUUCCGUGUCGUUUUGUUUCUCAUGGCUGUGCUAAGACACACACCCUCAUCAGUACUUUCUAAGCUAUUUCAACACUUCUAAAGUUUACAAGAGCUUUAUUCACAAAUCUGGAAAUGAAUGGAAUAAUGUAAAUACAUUUGUAAAUAUUGCCUAUUGGAAAUUAGAAACUGUAGACUACUUUUCUGAAUCCAAUCCUAUUUUUAUUUUAUACAGCAUUUCUCAGUUAUUUGAAAGUCAGAUUAAAAAGGUAUACAAAGCCAAAUGCAGGAACAUGAUCUUUGUACCAAUUUCAAGAAUGUCUUUGGUUACCUGUAUAUAAUUUUAACUAGAAUAAAAAUUGCUACUUUCAGUA
Oncorhynchus tshawytscha (Chinook salmon) is the source of this 6160-nucleotide messenger RNA. Its product is annotated as wings apart-like protein homolog. Bases 318 to 3938 code for a protein of 1206 amino acids. The transcript is spliced from 20 exons. Gene Ontology annotation, biological process: regulation of chromosome condensation. NCBI's taxonomy places the organism in Eukaryota, Metazoa, Chordata, Actinopteri, Salmoniformes, Salmonidae. The record is from RefSeq and is a predicted model, not a curated record.